AUGGCCCUGCGUCUGGCCUUGCUGCUCCUCUUGGGGGUGCUGGCCCCCACGGUGCUCACAGUCGGGAGGCAGCUCUGGGUUCCCACAGCUUCCCUGAGCUGCCCCUCGGGGAGGGGAGGGCAGGGCAGGGGUCUCCGCGGGGUCCCCACCGCCUGCCUUGGCCUUGCAGCCGAGGGCCCGCAGGAGCCGGUGCCCACGCUGUGGAGGGAGCCCGCCGAGCUGCCCUCCGGGGAGGGGCCCGUGGACAGCGGCAGCCCCGCCGCCCCGCCCACCGCCACCGGCGCCCCCGCGCCCACCCAGUCCGGCCCGGAGGACAGCACGGCGCGGGAGCACCUCGAUCAGGGCGCCGGCUCCCUGGGCCCUGGCGCGGUGGCCGCCAUCGUCAUCGCCGCCCUGCUGGCCACGUGCGUGGUACUGGCGCUCGUGGUCGUGGCGCUGAGGAAGUUCUCCGCCUCCUGA
Molecule: messenger RNA, 459 nt
Organism: Erinaceus europaeus (western European hedgehog)
Lineage: Eukaryota; Metazoa; Chordata; Mammalia; Eulipotyphla; Erinaceidae
Gene: SNORC
Product: secondary ossification center associated regulator of chondrocyte maturation
Exons: 3
Coding region: 1-459 (152 amino acids)
Biological process (GO): cartilage development
Cellular component (GO): cell periphery
Source: RefSeq, a predicted model, not a curated record